CUCAAAGUGCUGGGAUUACAGCCAUGAGUCCCCGCUCCCGGCAGAUUUGGCAGAUUAUUUAGGAGCUCUGAGACCAUUCAGUUCUCAGGAAGACGUUUUAUUAGUUUCUUUUUAUGUGUGUAUGUAUAUACAGUCCCCCUAGUUUUUGUUUAGUCUCACAUCAUCCUAAAGACAUUUAAGAAAACCCUUGUAAACAAGUUGUAUUAGCUUCCUUUUCCCCAUUCCAUAAAUUGUUUUAGUAUGGAUGCUGUACAGAGUUCAUGCCUGGGGUACUAAAGGAAAGUUCUUAAGUUCUUUUAAUUUUGAUUUGCAUCAAAAAGUCCUCUUAAUUUCAGGUUUCACCUCCAGGAGUCAAUCCUUAUGGACUUAAGGCUAUAAUAACUUUUGAAGAUAGUUUGUAAUUCGCUGUCUUUGCUGGGUUUUCUUUUCUAAGCAGGCUCAUUUCUCUAGUUCAGAAACUUAGCACCCACUUAUCGGGUACCCCCGGAGAGUCCUGGUACCGCCCACCUGGGGCGCCUACGAAUCCUAGGCCUUUGCGUGUUGAUGGACGGAUCUGCGCUGCAAGAAGCCUCGCCGCUGUCACCACUGGGCAUUGGCAAUUGGUUCAGGGGGAACGGCGCGGAACCAAUGGGAGCGGUGGCUCGGGAGAGUCCUUGGAGCGCGCGGGAAAGAGACCAAUAUAAACUGUGGCGGGAUAGUUUUCGGGUCCUUGUCCAGUGAAACACCCUCGGCUGGGAAGUCAGUUCGUUCUCUCCUCUCCUCUCGUCUUGUUUGAACAUGGUGCGGACUAAAGCAGACAGUGUUCCAGGCACUUACAGAAAAGUGGUGGCUGCUCGAGCCCCCAGGAAGGUGCUUGGUUCUUCCACCUCUGCCACUAAUUCAACAUCAGUUUCAUCGAGGAAAGCUGAAAAUAAAUAUGCAGGAGGGAAUCCCGUUUGCGUGCGCCCAACUCCCAAGUGGCAAAAAGGAAUUGGAGAAUUCUUUAGGUUGUGCCCUAAAGAUUCUGAAAAAGAGAAUCAGAUUCCUGAAGAGGCAGGAAGCAGUGGAUUAGGAAAAGCAAAGAGAAAAGCAUGUCCUUUGCAACCUGCUCACACAAAUGAUGAAAAAGAAUAGAACUUUCUCAUUCAUCUUUGAAUAACGUCUCCUUGUUUACCCUGGUAUCCUAGAAUGUAAAUUUACAUAAAUGUGUUUGUUCCAAUUAGCUUUGUUGAACAGGCGUUUAAUUAAAAAAUUUAGGUUUAAAUUUAGAUGUUCAAAAGUAGUUGUGAAAUUUGAGAAUGUAAGACUAAUUAUGGUAACUUAGCUUAGUAUUCAAUAUAAUGCAUUGUUUGGUUUCUUUUACCAGAUUAAGUGUCUUGUUCUUGCUAAAAUCAAGUCAUUGCAUUGUGUUCUAAUUACAAGUAUGUUGUAUUUGAGAUUUGCUUAGAUUGUUGUACUGCUGCCAUUUUUAUUGGUGUUUGAUUAUUGGAAUGGUGCCAUAUUGUCACUCCUUCUACUUGCUUUAAAAAGCAGAGUUAGAUUUUUGCACAUUAAAAAAAUUCAGUAUUAACUAAA
Messenger RNA from Symphalangus syndactylus (siamang), 1554 nucleotides. It is a transcript of the gene PCLAF, whose product is annotated as PCNA clamp associated factor. The record is from RefSeq and is a predicted model, not a curated record. Gene Ontology annotation, biological process: regulation of cell cycle; translesion synthesis. NCBI's taxonomy places the organism in Eukaryota, Metazoa, Chordata, Mammalia, Primates, Hylobatidae. Gene Ontology annotation, cellular component: nucleus. Gene Ontology annotation, molecular function: chromatin binding.